Messenger RNA from Panicum virgatum (switchgrass), 570 nucleotides. RefSeq names its product putative F-box protein At3g16210. Gene Ontology annotation, molecular function: protein binding. Bases 1 to 570 code for a protein of 189 amino acids. The transcript has a single exon. NCBI's taxonomy places the organism in Eukaryota, Viridiplantae, Streptophyta, Magnoliopsida, Poales, Poaceae. The record is from RefSeq and is a predicted model, not a curated record.
AUGGCGGACGAGGGUUUCGAUGUACCCACCGACGCCUUCGUGGAAAUCUUGCUCCGCCUCCCGACGAGCGCCCGGCGGCGGUUCCGCCUCGUCUGCAAGCGGUGGCGCGACGUCAUCGACGAGCGCACGCCGGAGCGGCAGGUCCGGACCAAGACCCUCGCCUUCAUCGGCCCAUGGCGGAGCCCACGCGCCCUCGUCUUCGACGACACGGACGGGCGCCGCAGCCACGAGUGGGCCUACCCGAGCGCCCACGAAGUAGUCUCUAUGGUCGGCACCUGCAACGGCCUGAUCUGUUUGCUCGACGCCGGCGAGGGUGGCCGCUCUGCCCUCAGGCUCACGGUGGCCAACCCGGUCACCGGCGAGGCGCUGGCGCUCCCGCCACUCCCCGCGGCGUGGGGGCUCCCGGGGCUCCACGCCUUCGGGUACCACCCCACGACGGGGCGGUACAAGGUCGUGCACGUCUCGAGCCGCCUCUACCACCACGACGGGGCGGGAGGUGCAACCUCUUCUGCGGCAUCGUCGCCGUCGACGGGUCCGUGUACUGGUUCACCUCGUGCGCCGACCGGGUGA